AUGGGGAAAGAUAAUUAUUGUAGUGAUGAAGAUGAUGGCGAGGACGAAAAUGAAAGUUUUAAAAAUAUUGGAGAAGCAGUUUUUGAAAAUAUUGGCGAAGUUGUCAGUGAUAAAGACACUGAAACUUUUGAUAUGAAGUUUGAAUAUUUCUUGGAUCUUACCGCUAAUAACUCACCUGUUUUCAUCAAUAACAACGACAGCAUUAACAUUUAUAACAACAGCGAUUUCAAUGCAACUCUCACCAACGAGUUAACUUUUGAUGAUGAUUUGGAUAAGACCUUGGUCUUUGUGUACCUAGAUGAUGACAUCAGCGACGGCUUCAUUGCUGAUGAGGAUGAAUUUUUCAUCGCUGCAUCUCUGAUCGACAGGAAUUAUGUCAACGACGAAUCUAACAUCGUGCACCAAAGCUAUCCGUCAGUCAAAUAUCGCAAACACGAUAAAAAUGCAACGCAGUCAAAUAUCGCUUUCGACACCAAUAAAAUCAAUCGCUUUCCAAUAUCAAAUAUUCAACAACCCUAUUCAAUAUCUCGCAUGUCAUUAUACACCCGUCUUACCGACGCUUCUCGAACGUCCUGGAUAUCACGCUAUGGAUUGCCUGGAAAACAAGCGCUGAAUUACAUUCAGAAAUUACGAGGUCUAAGAGGUUACAACACUAGUGUUAGAAGUAUGAUCUUCAGGAGAUUACACACUGGUGACAGAAGUAACUGUAAACUCAGUGCAGUAAAGAACGCCAUGGCUAGGAGAACUCAAAAUAAUUAG
Molecule: messenger RNA, 759 nt
Organism: Helobdella robusta
Lineage: Eukaryota; Metazoa; Annelida; Clitellata; Rhynchobdellida; Glossiphoniidae
Exons: 5
Coding region: 1-759 (252 amino acids)
Source: RefSeq, a predicted model, not a curated record